AAAGCAAAGUUCUGGUGGCAGGCAAUAUAACUAGACCGUCUAGAUCAGUGGCAGAUACAACAUCAGGGGGCAAAGGGGGCAAUUGCCUUCUCCGACAAGCCCAAAAAAGCUUACCGAAAAGAUACAUUGAGAGCCGUACACCGUGCGUCUGAAGGGACACUAAAACUAAUCAGAGUUUUAAACAAGUUCGUGCAUGUUUGCUAUGAAUAACUCGAAAAGUAAUGGUUUUAAAGUGUCACCCUGUGGCACACCUCUGGUAAAGCAUGGCAGUCCAUGAUGUUUACUGUCACAUGCUCAAUCCAAUAAUUUGCUUUAUUUGGUAAGAAGACGACAUGUGGGAUUAUCGAAUCCUUGGAAACAAUUGUGAUAAUAAUAAUUGCUACCAUAGCAAAAUAUACCAACCCAGUUAGGUCGAUUGAAUUUUCAAAAACUCGUAUAAACGUUAACACUAUCACGCACAUCUUUUCUUUUUCGUUUCAGGACGUCUGGCGAGAUAUGAGUGUGAGUACAUUGCGCACGCUAAAUUAGUACUAGCACGUGGGAUUUGUGGAAAAAGGUAGUUUGUGUCUCUUUAGGAUGAGUGUAUUGGAAGGAUGCAAAAUGUCUAACUGCAUCCAUGACCAUUUACUAAACUGCUGGUUGGAGAUGAUCUUGCAAUUGGCACAGUAGCCUCCAAAAUUUUUUUUUUAGAUUCUUCGGAAAAUCACGACAUUUAUCUUAUCUUUUUAUUUGAUUAAUAUCAGCUUUUUUGUAGUUAUCUUAUCUUAGGAAAAGAGAAACUAAAACAAGAUUCAAUUGUCCUUCUGUGCUCCCCUUGCUAAUAUGUUUUGAAUUUAAUCUAGAUUAAUCAAAUUUGUUAAAUUUACUUUCACCAAGGUUAGGUAAAGCUGAGUGAUAUUAAGCCAUAAAUAAUAGCGAAUUAACUAUUUAACAAACAAUGCUUGAUGUGUAAUAAUAAGACGUUUCUUUUUGCUAUAUUCGGGUCGCUCGGUAUGCGAGAGUUCUGACAGGAAGGGGAACACAGGUAAAAAAGGUUGGGAAGGGUUUACUUCCAGGAUUCUUUUCACAGAAGUAGUGUUUUGUGUCGAACUUUACAAUGAUGUCGGAGGAAAAACAAGCUAUAGUCAAAACCCCAUCAUGGUGGAAAAGAAGAACAAAGAUCGAGCAAUGUCUAAUACAAGUAUCAACUGUAAUUUCACUAAUCACAAUUGGGUUAGUAGUGAUAUUAGUCAUUGCCUUGGUCUAUAUAAAUGAAGACAACUCAAAGUCUACUUCCCAUUUUGGUGAAACCGUGAUCGUAGGUAAAGCGUUACAAAAUGAUCGCCCAGUUAUGGCAAGUAGAAUCUCGAGGCAAAACUCCAAAACUAUUUGUAUGACAGAAGGCUGUAAUCGCACAGCGUCGUACGUCUUAUCCAAUAUGGAUCUAAGUGUUGAUCCCUGCGAUGAUUUCUAUCGAUUUGCUUGUGGCAGCUUUAUAAACAAGACAAGUAUUCCAGACGACAAGUCCUUCGUCACAUCAUUUUCAGGAUUAAAUGAUUUGCUUCAAGUUCAGUUAAGAUCAAUGAUAGAAGAGCCCAUUAUGCCAGAAGAGAUCCAUCCUUUCGUACAAAUUAAAAAGCUUUACAGCUCAUGCAUGAAUACAACUGCGAUUGAACUUGACCGUUUGAAGACCAUCAAAUCCAUCAUAAAAGGUUUAGGUGGAUGGCCAGUGAUAGAAGGACAACGAUGGAAUCAAGCGAAGUUUGACUGGAUACAGUCCGUGUAUAAAUUUCGAAAAGCUGGCUACAGUUUGGACUACUUCCUGGCGUUUACUGUUGCAGUUGACUACAGGAAUACCACAAAGCGAGUCAUUCAGAUUGAUCAAGCGAUAUUAUCGCUAGCCAAAGAAUUAUUUAGUAAGGGUCUUGAGAAUGAUGUCGUUCGGGCCUACUAUAAUUAUAUGGUUGAUAUCGCCGUUAUGUUCGGUGCUAAUCGACUGACUGCCAAAACGCAACUUAAAAAAGCAUUGGAGUUUGAAAUGAAGCUAUCCAACGUCACGAUGUCAAUGGAGGAUCGAAGAAACUACAGUCUAUUAUAUAAUCCUAUAUCGGUGUGCGACCUUCAGGAUAUGUUUCCAAGCAUUCGUUGGUUAGAAUACUUAAAUUCAGCGUUGAAUAUUCCAAACGUUCAAAUACAAGAGACCGAUAUAGUAAUAGUUUCUGUUCCUAGUUACAUUUCAGAACUAGAAAAAUUGAUUAACAGCACAUCUAAAAGGAUUCAAGCAAACUAUGUAAUGUGGAGAGCUAUAGCUUCAUCGGUACCUUACCUCACCGAAGCAUUGCGACAACGAGAACUGCAAUAUACCAAAUUUUUGAACGGACGUACGGAAAGAGUGCCCAGGUGGAAAGAAUGCACCGAUUUAGUGACACAAAGUUUGUCGGUUGCUGUAGGUGCUCUGUACGUUCGCAAAUAUUUUCCCAAGGGUGCCAAAGAGAAGGCCACAGAAAUAAUCUCUGAUAUUAAGGCAGAAUUUAUUGAUAUUCUCAAAGGGGUCGAUUGGAUGGAUAACGUUACCAGAAGCCACGCUUUGGAAAAAGCUAAUGCAAUGGUGCCGCAUGUGGCGUACCCCGAUGAGUUGCUUUCAGAUAAAGAAAUCGAAGGGGUUUUCGAAGGGCUAAAUUUAACCAGUAAUACGUAUCUAGAGGUUAGGUUGAGUCUCACGCGGUUUGCAGCCGAUUCCUCCUACAAAAAGCUUAACCAACCGGUUAAGAAAAACGAUUGGAUUUCUGUUGGACGACCCGCCGUUAUCAACGCAUUUUAUUCUUUUCUCGACAACAGUAUGCAAUUUCCUGCUGGGAUAUUGCAAGGCGUAUUCUUUAGCAAUGACAGGCCACAAUACAUGAACUAUGGCGCCAUUGGUUUUGUGGCCGGUCACGAAAUCACCCACGGAUUCGAUGACCAGGGUCGACAGUUUGAUAAAGAUGGAAAUUUGGUCGACUGGUGGGCACCCCCAACAAAGGCGGCGUUUUUAAAGAACGCCAAAUGCAUAAUCAAUCAAUACGGAAAUUAUAGCAUACCUGAAUUGGGUUUAAAAGUGAAUGGUAUCAACACACAAGGUGAAAAUAUAGCCGACAACGGUGGAGUUAAAGAGGCGUAUUUAGCUUACGGCUCAUGGGUUAAGCGUCACGGGCCCGAACCAGGAUUACCCGGUUUAGAUUAUACGUCCGAACAAAUGUUUUGGAUUUCAAGCGCGAACGUAUGGUGCUCUGUGCAUCGUCCAGAAUCUCAAAGAACGAAGAUCUUAUCUGGAUACCAUUCCCCAGACAACUUUAGAGUGCAAGGACCGCUCAGCAAUUCUCCUAUAUUUUCGAAAGAUUUUAAUUGCCCAGUAGGUUCAAAAAUGAAUCCGGUACAUAAGUGCGCUGUGUGGUGAUCCUAUGUUUUUAACAGUUUGUUAAAUGAUUCUAAAUAAAUACUUGCCUUAAGACACAAAAAAA
Molecule: messenger RNA, 3476 nt
Organism: Photinus pyralis (common eastern firefly)
Lineage: Eukaryota; Metazoa; Arthropoda; Insecta; Coleoptera; Lampyridae
Product: neprilysin-2-like
Exons: 11
Coding region: 1097-3412 (771 amino acids)
Biological process (GO): protein processing
Cellular component (GO): plasma membrane
Molecular function (GO): metalloendopeptidase activity
Source: RefSeq, a predicted model, not a curated record